Molecule: messenger RNA, 606 nt
Organism: Cucurbitaria berberidis CBS 394.84
Lineage: Eukaryota; Fungi; Ascomycota; Dothideomycetes; Pleosporales; Cucurbitariaceae
Exons: 2
Source: RefSeq, a predicted model, not a curated record
AUGUCUCCAACAAACACUUUCCACCCAUUCUCACGCCUACCCGCCGAGCUGCGCGACUCAAUCUUCAACUUCAGUAUGCCUUCAACUACAACUAUACACAUCAGCGAGGCCGAGUUCGAAGUCACACAAAUUUCAUCACCACCCAGCCUCCUUACCACAAGCCAUGAGGCCCGCGAAGCAGCUCUAAAAUGGGAGUUGAAGAAAUACCCCAUCUGGACUGUAGACGAUUGGCAAGACAUCUACCUUUCGCCUUCUUCCGACACAAUCCUCGAACUUGUCAUCGAGCCCUCGAAAAGCCACACUCUCAAUAUUACAUGGACGGAGCUGCACGAGAUCCUUCACGAUGCGCUCACAGAGGCGAAACGCCUCCAUAUUGUGUGCAGUGAGCCUGAACGCCUAGCUAGGCUGUUCAUGCUGCCUGAGGGUGAAAUUGUCAGCGUGGGGGAGAGUUGCGUGGAAAAGGGAUUGUUCGGUAGCGAGGUCAUUUCUUCGGAUCGAAAUGUUCGCCAAAGCCUCCAAGGAGAGGAUGACGUAAGGGUGUGGAGCAUGGUCGAUGAAGAGGUUUCGGACGGUUUUGGGCCCGAGGCUCGAGUCUUCACCACCAAG